Messenger RNA from Eleginops maclovinus (Patagonian blennie), 997 nucleotides. RefSeq names its product D-aminoacyl-tRNA deacylase 2-like. Gene Ontology annotation, cellular component: cytoplasm. The record is from RefSeq and is a predicted model, not a curated record. Bases 118 to 618 code for a protein of 166 amino acids. The transcript is spliced from 3 exons. Gene Ontology annotation, molecular function: D-tyrosyl-tRNA(Tyr) deacylase activity. NCBI's taxonomy places the organism in Eukaryota, Metazoa, Chordata, Actinopteri, Perciformes, Eleginopidae. Gene Ontology annotation, biological process: tRNA metabolic process.
GUUGUGGUUAGCGCGGAAGUAUGUUGCAUGAGUUUCUUAAGGUUUCUCUUUGCCAUUCACUGGACGUCUCUUUCAGUUUCUAAGUUUACAAUUAUAAUAUAAUCUUGAUAUCUUGAGAUGACGGAGAGAGACGGUGCUCCUGCUCCUGUAGGCCGGGCGAUGCUGCAGCAGUGUCUGCAGGCCAGGCUGCAGGUGAAGCCGGCAGAGGAGCGGUCAGAGGCUGAGUUUGUCCAGAUCGACAGAGGAAUGGUGAUCUACAUCUGCUUCUUUAAGGGAGCCACAGACGACAUCCUGCCCAAAAUGGUAUCCACACUCUUGAACCUGCGUCUGUGUGAGUCCGACUCGGGGAAGAUGGUGUCGGUGUUGGAGCUCCCCGGCAGCAUCUUGAUCGUCCCUCAGGCCACGCUGGGCGGGAAGGCCAAAGGUCGGGCCAUGCAGUACCACAACAACAUCGGCAAAGAGGACGGGCUGCGGCUGUACGGCGCAUUCGUCUCUCUGUGUGAGAAGGAACUGGCGGCUGCUUCAGCUGAAGUGACGGUGAAACACGGGACGUACGGAAACAGACAAGUGCUGAAGAUGGACACCAACGGACCUUACACACAUCUGAUGGACUUCUGAGGAAUGAAGCUUGGAUUGUGUCAUUUAGAGUUCAUCACUGCCUCUUAAUUAGUGUCUGAAUAUCUACCAACAGGUUGGGAAAUGGCUAAGACUUCAUGUAUUUAGAGCUGCAAUGAUAAGGCGAUUGACAGAAAAGAAAUAUAUCAAACUAUUUUGGUAAAUGAGUAAUUGUUCAAGCAAAAAAUGGCAGAAAAUGCUCAAAUAUGGGAAUUCCCUGCUCGUCUCUAUCUAAUAUUAUAUGAAAAAUGAUUAUGUAAUGAGAUUUGAGAAACUGGAAUGGACAAUUAACUAUUUUCUGUCAUUUUUUAGGACAUUCAAUUAAUUGAUCUAGAGAAUUAUCUCCAGAUGAACUGAUAAUAAACAAUAAUUGUUAAUUGCA